Messenger RNA from Paramecium pentaurelia, 619 nucleotides. The record is from the annotation of a GenBank genome assembly. NCBI's taxonomy places the organism in Eukaryota, Ciliophora, Oligohymenophorea, Peniculida, Parameciidae.
AAUGAAUUCCACAGGCUCUGAAAUAGUGAAAGAUGAAGAAAAUCCAUAAAAAUAAAAAUGUAGCAAUAAUUCAACAGUUUAAAAUAUUUAAAAUAGCUAUUUCGAUGAAGAAUUUUUAAAGAAAAAAGAAAAAAGAAAUCGGAAAUUUUUCCUUAAGAAAUCAAUCUCAAUUGUAUAAAUUUGCAAAUAAACUGGCCAAUUAGACUUGCAAUUUGGAUCUGACUUUUUGCAUAUAGAGAUAAUGCAAGGUGGUCAUUUUCCUUUGAAUUAAUAUAAUUUAAAGGAUAUUCCUUCAGAGAUUUAUCAUAAUGAUCAGGAGUGCUAAUCAUCCAAUAUCAAUACUAGUCUUUGUACCGCAUCAAAGAGUCUCUUGAAAAAGGUAAGAACAAUUUAAUCCUCUCUAAAUUACAAAUCUUUAACUUAAAUUUAAUAAUAAUUAGAUGUUAACGAACUACGUUAAAAUUUCAAUAUCAAAGAAAACUAAAUUAAUCAUUCUAAGAACUCAUACAUUUUUGAUAGAAAUCAAAUUUAACAACAUAAAUUAUUCUCUCAACAAAUUGAAGAAGCCAAACAAAUUUUAUUAAAUCAACACUAAGUUAUUUAAUUAAUUCUUUAAUGA